CGGCGGCGUGGUCUCGCGCGCCCGUGCGCGCGCUCGCGCGAGGGAAUCGCAUAAUACAUCGCGUGCACUCGGCGCGUGCCAGCAGUCGAGACAGCGUGGUGUGGCGCCCGGCUUCUCAUUGUGCGCGGUGCCGCUGUGGUGUCGAUACUCGCCGUUGCGUGUUGGGAGACAGCGCUGCCCUGCUACGACACUGCCAACAGUUCACUUCGCAGUCACUCUUGUCUCGCCGAUUCCCCUGGGCUACCUACCGCAAGCCGGGCAGACUUCUACUAUCACCGCCACCGAGUGCCGCAGCCUCUUCGGGGCCCAAUCGGCGUGGCCCUGGCAUCGGCCGACCCGCUGGAGCAGUGCGGGCGCAUCGUCGCCGUCUGCCACCGGAGGUCGCGCCAUGUACGGCUCGCGGCAGGAACCCCUGCACCGGGACGCCAUGAUGGCGCUGGCCACCACGGGAGCCGAGUGGAGGCCCCAGGAGGAGGACGAGGCGCACAGCCAGGCGUCCUGGGCGCCCUGCGACGCCUCCUGGGCUACGCCGCGAUUCCUGGAGGACGAGACCCUCCAGUGCAUCCCGCGAGAGAGGUCGGUGCUGAUCAAGAACUGCCUCAAGCUCACCAUCAAGCAGCGGAGGGAGGCGCUAGGCCUCGGCGACAUAGAACCGGAGUACAAGGCGCCCGGACCGGAUCAGCUGACGAAGGAGGACGAGGAGAAGCGGAGGCGGCGCCGCGAACGGAACAAGAUCGCCGCCUCCAAGUGCCGGAACCGGAAGAAGGAGCGGACCGUGCGUCUGUGCGAGGAAUCGGAAGGCUUGCAGAGGGGCAACGCCGAGCUGCGCCGGGAGCUGCAGAGGCUACGUCUGGAGGUUCAGCAUCUGACGUCACUCCUGCGACUACACGUCUGCAUCGCCUCACCGGCAGUGUCGUCGGCGACAGAGGCCUUCCUCGGAGGUGGAGCAACCUGCCGUUGACGUCACCGAAAGUUUCUCUUCGCCUCUGCUGCUUCCGCACCAAUCAGCGUAGCGCGUUCGACUCUGAAUUCUCCAGGAAUUUUGCUUACACUGGAAGAUCGUUGUAAACGGUGCCGUGGGCGGUCUGCCAGAUGAGGUGCUUCAUUGACAGUGUACCGAGGCGGACUUCCAAAGGAACUGUUUCCGCAUUAUUAAGAGACCAUACGUUUUCUUUUUUUUUUCUUUUUUGUAUGGCAUGUCGGAGAACACUGUGAAAAACAACGUCUGACUUUUUCGAGAAGGCUUGACGGCAGCUUUUGUCCUACAGCUCAGCCCUGCACCAAUAUUCUGCAAGUGGAGACGCCAUGGAGAGCAAGAGUUCGCUUUUGAUAGCGUUGGCAACAAGUCGAACAGGAACUUUUGGUAUUGCUCCGGUUUUAUUCGUCAGGGUAACAGCUGCAUGUGAGCUAUGGUGGAACUCGCAUAAGGGUGACUGUGUAAUUGAAGUGGAGUAGGGCGCCGCGUACAGUGCCGCAACAUCAGAAAUGCCGGCAUUGUCACAUGUGUUUACUGUGCGAUUUCGUAAUGUUGUAGUGGGAAUAACUUUGUCGACGAAUCCGCCUGCUGCGGACUCCAAAGCAAGUUUGCCACUUGCCCCCACUUGAGGUCCUGCCCUGUACUUUGAAAAGAUAAUCUGACCCCUUGGAAUGUCAUUGCUCGGCUUUACGUGUGCAUUGCUGUCAACGCAAGGCUUCGCCUAGGCCUUACAUUCCGUUUGAAGGAUGUUCAUCUGUGCACUGAGCAAACAAAACUGAAAGUGAGCUUGCGGGACCUAGUCCUUAGCUAGAAUGCAAUCCUGUCACCAUCAUCAUUAUAGUGCCCUCACGUGCCAUCGCCAUUAUGGUUGGCCAUUCUGGCUGUGCUACUAGCGCUACUCGCUUUUACAGGGGAGAUCAAGGAAUGAAUGCGCGACAGUGCCGAUGAUAUUUCACCAAAUAGAAUGAGUAUGCGAACUAAUUUCUACAGCUACGUCGUCAAAAAGUGUACUUUUUCGGUCAGAGACUGUUCAAGGGUGCAGGGUGACGAUAACAUACACGUGCCAGAAUCAGUAUCUCGCCAAUUGUGCUUCAGCAGAAGCCUACAUACGCAGCACACCCUCUUUAGUGUCAUCACUGACACUGUAGUGCCACUCCCGAGCUUUUGAUUGUUAUCUGUAUUUUAGACUUUCGGUUUAAGAAACGAGCAGAAAGAUAUGAAGGAAAAAAUGCUGAGGGGAAGUUCGUACUCAUUUGUGUACUAUAUACGAGUCUAUAUGGGUGUGAAACGCAAUGAACCAAUUAAAAUUGGAUGACGGUAUACGACUUCGUACACCAGAUUUUCCUGAUCAUCAUUUGCAUUGGCCGCUAUCAGUAAUCCGGGCCUCUGAAGUUGAUAGAUUGAUUAUACUGAAUAUCCGCUUCACUAGAGGUGGUUCACGCCAAGCUUUCGCUUGGCCAUUCUAGGCGACGUCUGUUGGCUUGAAUAAACACAGUGAAAAUGAUUGAUUUGAAACCUAGCAGAUCAAGUAUAUUAGUGCAAAUGAGAAUGUCUCAGUUUCUUUGAUAUUCGAACCAGAUUCUGCAGCACGUGAAAUAUAGCAAAUAUAGCCUAACGCCUAACACGUGCUACAGAAAAGUUCUGCAACUUCAUAACCAGACAAGCCGAUGACACCUUGUCUUAAAAUAGCAUGAAUCUCUUUUUCACUCACAGCCACAUAUCACUCAAAAUCAUAAAGACAUAAUUUGGAACGAGAUUGGUUGUGUAAGUGCUAAGUAAAAGCUGUUCGCUCAUACUGCUUUAGGGGUUGCAGUUAUUGAACGCUUAAACCUGUGCGUACAGGCUUCACAGUUAGCACAGUAGUAGGAUACUUGCAGUAUCGCGAACACUAAAGUGAACUUAUACCUGUGAAUGAAACCGAACACACGCUAUUCGAUGCCAUUUUAAUUGCGUUCUACAGGGCGUGGACAGAACCUACCACGCUAUCUCAUAGCGCACAAAAAGGCAUAAAAUGCGGCUUGCUAAAUACAAUAAUUUAAUUUCGAGCAAGUAGCGAAGUUUGGAACUCUGGUACUGAAUUCGGUAUGCAUAGUUUUGAAGUUUCAACACAGAAGGUCAAUUAGUAACUAUCGUUAAAUUUACCACAUGAAACAAACAUUUUGAGAUACCACGUUAACACACAACAUUCUUACCACGAUGCGAGUCAUCGGCACGCAAGUUUUGCCCUAAAAGUGAUCGGGGAUAAGGGCAUUAUGGCAGGAAGAGGGGAGGGGGCUCAAUAAUUUCAGAGGAUACUUGGAAUACACAUUUCAAUGCACGAAAAGAGUUGAAAUGCUGUUUCGCAUAUUUCUCUGGCUGCUGAAUAUGCUGUUACUCGGUGGGGAUUCAAUUAGAGCGAAACGGGGACAGAACCUUGACAUUAACUAAGUGCAGCAGACGUCCACGAUCCUAAUUUGCCCAAGUUGGAUAUCUUAUUCUGUGUAUGUGAAAUAACGUUUAUUCACGUGGAAAUCUUCACCUUCCUCCAAUUUGACAGGAAGAAAUGUGGAGACGUUGUUGCGUCAGGAACUGCAACUGUGGAUCCUCCAGCGUUCUUCUAAAGCGAGGCAGCCGCAGUGGCAUGCUGUGAAACACUGUCACCUAUAACCUGGAAAAUGCUCGUGCUUUCUUUCUCAAGCACAAAUUCUAGAAACGUGAAGAAGGGUAAAGACAGGUUUUUUCCGAUCAUGUGUACUAAGAAAAUGGCCAUAUCGUACCGUUGGCAUGUCGUAUCGCUAGUAGUUGCAAGGCGCAUAAAGAAACAUAGCGGAGGUGGUCGUUUGCAUUGUUCGUAUUAGGAAACUGAAAACACAAUGUGCCAGUGUUUUGGGUUUUUACAGAAGUGCCUUAAAGCUGUGGUAUGGUUAUUAAAUAAUCUGGCUCAAGCGGGGUGCGUUUUACACCCCAAGCAUUUACCUUUCAAGUUCAUGCGCAUGCGUGAACAUUCAUCACCUGUUACAGAGGCGAAUAAUUUUGUGUGAUUGUUUGCUAAGCUUAUGCCAUUGACAAUGUUGUUACAAUGGAAAGCCACCUUUCUCCUGUUUCUUAUGUUUCUUAUUGAAAGAUGCCUUUGCGCGCUAUAUGGACCGUUGUAGCCGUUACCUGUUCCUGUCAGUUGUAGUCAAUACUUAUGUGUCUCUACAACGAAAUGCUCAAAUCACUGUUCAGUGCAUGCGCAUGCUUAAGAUUUCCGGUGGCAAAACAGAUAUGCUCAAUAUCACAAAAGUUCUUGCAUUAUACUUUUCAGAUAUGCAGAAGGCCACUGCGUUUCACGCACCAUCCUUUGACUACUUGUCCUUAUUGCUCAAAACGCUGUCAUAGUUUUCGACAAGGGCACUUGUAUAAAAAGCCUAUUUCGUCAUAAGCUAGCACAAGAAAAACUUAUUUAGUCAUAAUGGGCACUGCCACCCUGACUGUAAAGCAGGAUCCGAGACAUGAGUAGACCAAGAAGUUGUAUGUGAUGCGGGUGUUGACAUUUGGUUACCCCUUCCCUAAAUUGUGUCUUGCUGGGCUACGAGAAACAAUAAGUUGCGCACUUUUGGCACAUAAGCAGGUUGAUGCUAAAGCUAAGGUGUGUUUACUGCAUUCUACUUAAAUGCGUGUCUGUGAAUCUUCUUUUCGAAUCUCUCAGGACGUGAUAAUAACUUGCCGUGUUUCCAUUUCACUCCUCUUGUGUCCUCGAAUCUCGUGCUAACGUUUUUCGCGCCUGAAUUUAUGUCGCCACUUAUUAUUUUGUGCAGCUCAAGAAUCCGCUUGUUACAUGAAAUGAAGGCAUCUUGCGUAACUAGCGCGUGCAGCGCAUCACAAGGUCUAGCAAGGUUUCAAGAGUAAUUGCUCUUUUUUAUAUUCAUGAAUUUCGGGAUGUGCGUCGGACGCGCGCUGUACGAAGACCUCAAUUUGUCUUACGCGCAUGGCAGGAUGUCACUUGUUAUUAUGUCAAAGUAUGCACUCCUUGUGCUUGUUAUGUUUCGAAUGUACAACGUGAUGAAAAGCUGCGAAUGGGUGAGAGUGUCUGUAGAAUGAGCGGCAUUCACACACAGUUGCUGAGAUUUGCAUCUGCAAUGUUACUGUGAUUUUUUAGCCCGAGGACUGUAGAGUGUGAAUAGUUCUGUGAACUGAAGUUUUGAUGAGAAAUCAACAUUCCAAAAGCCACUUUGUGAUACAAUGCCACAUGAUGAAAUAUGUAAGAAUUUAACAAGUAUUUAUUUUUUGUGCUGUGUGCUAUGUCCAGGCGUGUUUCCUUACAUUGAUGUUGAAGAUGAAAGCCACGCACAGAACAUGUUAGAGACAUGAUUUGGUGGUUCAAGUCGGGCUGCUCAGUUUACACAAGGACACUGACAACAUAAUACGAAAUGGCUGGCUGACCACCUUCAUCACUUUUGACGUGAUGCUUGCACCUAGGUCACAAUUUCUUUUGGUAAGCCUAAGAACGUUUCGAUUCUCUCAGCCACCAACUUUUGGUGAACUCUUUCAGAAGUACUUCGAAUCAGAAGUCUGUGUGAGCUUUUUGUUUAUGUGUCUGCGUGUGUUAUUGAGCUGCGAAACGUGUCACUUUUAAACGUCAAGAAACAAGAAUGCAAGCAUCAAAGUGUGCUCAUGUAAGCGUGAUAACCUCUCAGUAUAGAUGAUAGUUUCAAGAUGUGCGGUCCGUGAGAAAGGUGAAGGAGCAUGCAGGUAGCUUAAAACUGGUUGAAGAUCCCGUUAUGUUAGGGCAAAAAGCGGUUCUCCCAGCCCAAUGUUGAUCCCUCUCUCCGGCUUUCCUUUUCAAAAUGUUAUCCUUGUUUUAUUGUGCUACACUCGGAAGUCAUGUGAAUAAAGCUGUCGCUUGUG
Messenger RNA from Dermacentor andersoni, 5845 nucleotides. RefSeq lists its product as uncharacterized. Gene Ontology annotation, cellular component: nucleus. Lineage: Eukaryota; Metazoa; Arthropoda; Arachnida; Ixodida; Ixodidae. Gene Ontology annotation, molecular function: DNA-binding transcription factor activity, RNA polymerase II-specific; RNA polymerase II cis-regulatory region sequence-specific DNA binding. The record is from RefSeq and is a predicted model, not a curated record. Gene Ontology annotation, biological process: regulation of transcription by RNA polymerase II.